UAGUAAACAGUCGUUUGUCAGCUGUCAGUAAAUACAAAAUAACACUUAAAAAUUUAAUUAAAAUAAUCUUGUUUUGUUGUAAAUUAUCAAAAAAAAAUUAUUUCUACCAAUUGUAAUACUUGUUUUUGCGAGAAGUUUAAAAUAACGUGUUAGUCUCUUUUUUAACAUUUAAGUAAAACGAGUUCAUUUUCUUAAGUUUUGCAACAGUGCUUAUUUUACAUUUAUCUCGUUUUGACUAUUUAUGAAUAUGCAAGGUGUUAAUUAAAAGAAAACGACUAAAUAAAUAAAUAACACGUUAUUUGUACGGAAUUGUAUUAAACUUAAUUUUAUAAUCACAACUUAAACUAAUUGUAAGUUGGUACAGGUAUAAUGAGAUCCUUGAAUACAUUUGGAUGAGACAUCAUAACAUAACCUAUCAUCAAACUCAUCAAACUGUCAGUAGAUUAAUCAAAAGGCAAAGAAGUAACGUGAUUAUUAGUUUUUGUGCAUUUUAUUAGUCGUACACGUACAUAUAAUGUCUGCGAUUACGAAUAAGAUAAUUUUUUCCACACUUUUGUUUUUCUUUGCUGCUCCAUGUUAUUUAACAAAUUCUCAAUCAGAAAUUCCACGUACUACUAAGUUUAGCCAAAGUGUAGGAAGCCCUACAAUGAAAUUUUUGUAUUGUUAUUCAUGUGGUUAUAGAAAAGCUUUUGAAGAAUAUUCCAAUAUAAUUCACCAAAAAUACCCUGAAAUUCUUAUUGAGGGUACAAAUUAUGAACCCCCAGGACUAAAUAUGUUUUUUUCACGGUUAAUUGGUGUUAUAAAAAUUAUGAUAAUACUAUGCAUAAUUGGGAGAGUUAAUAUUUUUCAUUAUUUUAAUCAACCCCAACCAUCUUGGUGGUCAUGGUGCAUGGAAAAUAAAAUAUAUGCCUGCAUGAUGCUAUUUUUUGUUAGUAAAAUAUUUGAAGACCAAUUAUUACAAUCUGGAGCAUUUGAAAUUUCUUUGAAUAAUGUUCCUGUUUGGUCAAAAAUAGAAACUGGAAGAAUUCCACAACCUGCUGAACUGUUUCAAAUUAUUGAUAGUCAUCUUCAAUUUACAGAUAAUUUAAAUAGUGGUUUUGCUAAAUAAAUAUAUUUUAUAUGAUGAAAAUAGAAGCUUAACUAUUGUUUAAAUAAUUAUGAUAGAUGAAUAUUGUCUGAAAUUCAUUCCAUUUGUGUACCUCAAUGUACAGAAGUCCUUUCUGUGUUUUAAUAAAACAAUUCUUUUGUGUUAACAACAACAAUAUUCUGCUAAAAUAAUAAUGUAUCACAUUUAGAUGUUAUGAAUAAAAAAGUGAUAAAUGUU
Molecule: messenger RNA, 1324 nt
Organism: Agrilus planipennis (emerald ash borer)
Lineage: Eukaryota; Metazoa; Arthropoda; Insecta; Coleoptera; Buprestidae
Product: thioredoxin reductase-like selenoprotein T homolog CG3887
Exons: 3
Coding region: 515-1108 (197 amino acids)
Biological process (GO): cell redox homeostasis
Cellular component (GO): endoplasmic reticulum membrane
Molecular function (GO): thioredoxin-disulfide reductase (NADPH) activity
Source: RefSeq, a predicted model, not a curated record